AUGGAAGAAAAGAUAGGAGAAAGAAUUACUUCUGUGACCAUAGAGGAUGCAAACAAAAUCAAGUUUGCUCAAGUUCAUCGCCCUGAAAGAACAAAGACAAUUCAGACAAUUGAUACGAAUACUUCCCGCAGACCUUCUAUUAGCGCUCCUGCUCGUCCUCAAAAGAAAUCCAAAACAGAUAAAAAAAAUGUUGACAUUACAGAACACUUGUUAACACCAGAGGAAUGUGCUUCCAAGUAUAAUACCCAUAUAGAGCUCAAAAAAGCUGCUGAUUCAAAGGGUCUCACAAGUCAACAAGCAGCUAAUAUCUUGUCUGAGACUGGACCUAAUAUUCUUACACCACCUAAAAGAAGACAUCCUAUCUUGAAAUACCUUGACUGUGUUGUUAAGCUCUUCAAUUUGCUAUUGAUCCUUGCUGGUAUUCUAGACUAUAUCUUGCUGGGUAUCGACUUUGAAGCUAAUUUUGCUAAUACUUACCUCGGUGCUAUUUUGAUUGGUGUUUCUUUGAUCAACGCCUUUAUCGAAUUCUAUCAAGAACAAAAAUCACAAGCUUUACUUGACUCCUUUCUCAACAUGGUUCCUGCUAAAUGUAUGGUGAUUCGUGAUGGUCGAGUCGAACAAAUCGAUGCUUCCAACCUUGUUGUAGGCGAUGUCGUCCUUGUUCGUAUGGGUGACAAAGUACCAGCUGAUAUUUUUAUUUUCUCUGCCUCUGAUCUCAAAGUCGAUAACUCACCACUUACAGGUGAAUCCGAUCCUCAAUCACGUGGACCUACCAAUACACAAAAGAACGUAUUUGAAGCUGAGAAUAUCAUCUUCAGUGGCACCAUGGUUGUUUCUGGUGAAGGUUAUGGUAUUGUUGUCCGAUGUGGUGACUCAACUGUCUUGGGUCAAAUUGCUGGUUUAACUGCAGGUGAAGCAAAGGCUGCCUCUCCUCUCUCUCAAGAGAUUGCUAAGUUUGUGAAAAUCAUUGCUUCCAUUGCCCUUGUGACAGCUGCUGUUUUCUUUGGUAUUGGGUUCCCAGUCAACAACAACAAUGUCAGUCUUACCUUGAAUUUCGCUAUCAGUGUCUUUGUUGCUUGGGUUCCCGAAGGUCUUCCUGCCACUGUCACUAUCCUCUUGACCAUCUCUGCUAAACGUAUGGCUGCCAGAAACGUUCUUGUGAAAGAUCUUCAAGGUGUUGAAACACUUGGUGCGAUUACUCUAUUGGCUACUGAUAAAACUGGUACACUGACACGUAAUCAAAUGACGGUAACUUAUGUCUGGACCUGUCUCAAGACGCUCAAUGCCAUGGACAAACUUCGUCAACAAGAAAACCCUAUUAUUAAUGAACCUGGUGUUCGUGAAAUUGUUCACAUCUCUACCUUAAACUCACGCGCUAAAUUCGAUCGUGUGGAUGUGCCCGUGGCUCAAAGACAAGUCUUGGCAGAUGCAACUGAAGUCGGGCUUACUUAUUUCGCUGGUGAACACUUGGGCAAGCAAUACGACUUAUUGCCUGAAGAAUACCCUAAAGUGUUUGAAAUUCCCUUUAACUCAGAUAACAAGUGGGCUAUGACCAUCCAUCAAAAGGCUCAUCCUAAUGGUCCUUUGACGCUUUACUUGAAGGGUGCUCCUGAACGUGUCUUAAAUUUGUGUAGCCGUAUCUUACUUGAAGAUGGUUCUUCUGCUCCUUUGACUGAUGAUCAUCGUGUUGCUUUCCAGGAAACAUACUCUUAUAUGGCUGGACAAGGUCACCGUGUCUUGGCUUUUGCUCAAGACCUCUUAAAUGAAUCUGAAUACCCCGCUGAUUACGAAUUUGAUAAGACUAAGAAGAACUAUCCUAUGUCUGAUAUGACAUUUGUAGGUCUUGUCUCGCUUGAAGAUCCUCCUAAACAUGGUGUGCGUGAAGCUAUUGGUAAAUGUCGUACUGCCGGUAUCAAGGUGAUGAUGGUGACAGGUGAUCAUCCUUUAACUGCUGAAGCUAUUGGCCGCAAAAUUAACUUGAUGGUCGGUGAUACAAAAGCAAUGGCUGCUCAAAGACUUAAUAAGCCCGAAGAUCAAGUUGAAGAAUCUGAAUACAAUGCUAUUGUGAUUCACGGUGAUACUAUUGACGGCCUUUCGGAUGAUGACUGGGAUACAAUCUUCUCCAAAGACGAAAUCAUUUUUGCUCGUACUUCGCCUAAACAUAAACUCGAGAUUGUCAAGCGUGCUCAAUCCAUGCGCCACAUUGUCGGUGUUACAGGAGAUGGUGUCAAUGAUGCUCCUGCUUUGAAGAAAGCUGAUUUGGGUAUUGCCAUGAACAUUUCUGGCUCAGAUGUUUCUAAAGAUGCUGCUGCUAUGAUUUUGCUAGACGAUAACUUUGCUUCAAUUAUUCAUGGUAUUGAAGAAGGUCGUUUGAUCUUUAUCAACUUGAAAAAGUCGAUUCAGUACACUAUUACUCACUCAAUGCCCGAAGUCAUUCCCAACUUGCUUUAUAUUAUUGUGCCUCUUCCUCUUCCUUUGUCUGCUAUUCUUAUCUUGGUUAUUGAUCUUGGUUUUGAAUUGUUUGCUGCUUUGACUUUUGCUUGGGAUCCACCAGAAUCCCAAGAUGGUGUGAUGAAGAUGCCGCCCCGUAAGCCUGUCACACCUGAAUCCAUUGACCGCCAUCGUCGUACCUUGUAUCGUAGACAACGCUAUAUCGAAUAUGAUUCUGAAACAGGUGAAGAAGUCCGUCCUCCUUUCUAUCGACGUGCCUACAACUUCAUUCAUGAAAUCACAAGUGCUGGUUAUUGGAAAGAAAAGUUCGAAAAGACAGAUGAUGAAGUGCUUGUGGAUCUCCCUUUACUCUCAUGGGCUUAUUUGGAAAUAGGAAUUAUUGAAGCCAUCGGUAAUUUGACUUGCUAUUUUGUCGUGCUUUGGUACCAUGGUAUUACUCCCUAUGAUGCUCAUAUCAUGCAAAAGGGCGCCAAUGCUCCUACUUACUACUUUAACAAUGGUCCUCUUUAUGCUCAAGACUAUGUCACUGCUUCUGGUAAAGUGCUAAAUGCUGCUGCUCAAAAGGUGGCACUCGGCCAAGCUCAAUCAAUUGUUUACUGGAGUAUCAUGGUGAUGCAAAUGUUCAACAUGUUUGCCUGUAAGACGCGAUUCUCUUUACCUUUCGGUCGAUACAUGUUUGCCAACAAGUAUACAUUUGCUGGUAUCUUUGGUGGUGCUGCUUUGGGCACUUUAAUUGUCUAUUGUCCUCCUUUCAAUAUUCCCUUUGGUACUGAGUAUCAUUUAUUGCCUCUUUGGUGGCUAAUUGCAUUUGGUUUUGGCUUUGUCAUUCUUGCUUAUGCUAGUAUCCGUCUCAAGAUCAGACAAAAGCUGAACCCUAUUUCCUUCAACCCUGAAAUCCAUGGUUUACGCAUGUAUCCCACUAUCCGAACAGUAGCUACUACACAUGAUUCUGUCAACAAAAUGGUAUAA
This is a messenger RNA of Gilbertella persicaria, 3420 nucleotides long. RefSeq lists its product as uncharacterized. The transcript is spliced from 4 exons. Gene Ontology annotation, biological process: potassium ion import across plasma membrane; sodium ion export across plasma membrane; intracellular potassium ion homeostasis. The record is from RefSeq and is a predicted model, not a curated record. NCBI's taxonomy places the organism in Eukaryota, Fungi, Mucoromycota, Mucoromycetes, Mucorales, Choanephoraceae. Bases 1 to 3420 code for a protein of 1139 amino acids. Gene Ontology annotation, cellular component: membrane. Gene Ontology annotation, molecular function: ATP hydrolysis activity; ATP binding; P-type sodium:potassium-exchanging transporter activity.